Messenger RNA from Stomoxys calcitrans (stable fly), 729 nucleotides. RefSeq lists its product as uncharacterized. The transcript is spliced from 2 exons. Bases 1 to 729 code for a protein of 242 amino acids. The record is from RefSeq and is a predicted model, not a curated record. NCBI's taxonomy places the organism in Eukaryota, Metazoa, Arthropoda, Insecta, Diptera, Muscidae.
AUGCUACUUUCCUACUUAAUUGGAUUUAUGAAAAUCAUAAAUCAUGGCAAUUCAAUUAAUCACAGAUUCGAAAUGCAUUUCAUGAGCUUCGAUGAGGUGAACACUAAGCGUGCCAGUGCUUUAGACAUUUGGCUUGUGCCAUCUGCCGCUGCUGAACUAACAGAAAUGGAAGACCCCCCCUAUCAAACCAUGGAGAUAGGGGAUAGGCUGGAUUUGCUAUGGAGAGUCAUUGUCUUUGCUGCUUGUUUGGCUUGUGCCGCUGCCAAGCCUGGAGUGCUAGCACCCACCACAUUUGCCGCUGCUCCUGCUGCUGCUGCUGCUGUGGCCUAUGCCAAUGCUCCUCUUUAUGCUGCUGCAGGCAGCAGCCAAAUCGAUGUUCGCCAUAAUUUCGAUGGUAGCUUGUCCUCAUAUACCACAGCUCCCUUUGCCUAUACAGCUCCCUAUUCCAGUCGCUAUGUCGCUGCCCCUGCUGCAUACGCUGCUUCAACAGCUUUUGCUGCUCCCGCCAGAGUUAGUGCUCCAGCCGCUUUCUCAUCCCCAGCUGCUUUUGCUCAUCCCUCAGCUUUCGCUGCCCCAGCUGCUUUUGCUGCUGCAGCUCCUAAACUGGUUGGCCAGUAUGCCAGUCCUUUCGCCAGUGCUUACGCAGCUCCUUAUGCUGCGCCCUAUGCCGCCUACAGCACUGGUUUUGCUGAUCCUGCUUUUGGUGCGCACGGCCACAUACUAGCUUAG